UCAUUGUUUUUGUAUAAGGCCCAAAUAAAAAGGGAAAAAAAAGUAUCAUCAGACUAAAAAAAUUUAGACAAAAGUCACAGACCCAAGCAAAGCAAGCACCCAUCUCUCUCUCUCUCUCUCUCUCUCUCUCCUGUUUGUUUGAAUAAAAAACAGUUAGCCCUUCUCUUCCCCCCACCUCUCCUCCUACCAUAAACAAAUGCAGAAAAAACAACCAUCUGAAAUUCCAUUUCACUCUGCACCAACAUCAUGGCCUAGCUGUUCUUGGAUCCGGAGAUUUUGGGUCUUUCAAUUUGUUAUGCAGAGCUAUUUAAAAUAAUAUACAGAUAGCCCACCAGACAUGAUUGGGUUCCUCUCAUUGUCCCUCCCUCCUAGGCUCCUCAGACCAGACCCUUCUUUCGCUUCCUUUUGUUGGAGUCUGUAGCUCAACUGUUUGUUGUAAUGCCUGUAUAUCCAUGGCCCCUCCUCCUCCUCUCCUCCUUCUUCCUAGUCUUCCUCUCUGUUUCUCCUCUGGCUUUGGCCCUCAACCCACAAGGCCAAGCUCUGUUUUCAUGGAAGCAGAGCAUCAAUGGCUCCACUGAGGCCUUGAGGAACUGGAACCCAAGUGAUCAAAAUCCAUGUGGGUGGUUUGGUGUCACCUGUAACCCCAACAACCAAGUGGUGGAAUUGAAUUUGAAGUACCUUGAUUUGCUCGGCAAGCUCCCUUCCAAUUUCACCUCACUGUCAACCAUCAGCAAGCUUACACUCUCAGGCACAAACCUCACUGGUUCAAUACCAAAGCAAAUUUCAACUCUCCAAGAGCUUACUCUCUUGGACCUGAGCGACAAUGCAUUGAGCGGAGAAAUCCCAGUUGAGAUCUGCUCACUGCCAAAGCUUGAACAGCUCUACCUCAGCACGAACCGAUUAGAGGGCUCAAUCCCAAUCGAAAUCGGCAACCUCACAAGCUUGAAAUGGCUGGUCCUGUUCGACAAUCAGCUCAGCGGGAGCCUCCCCAGCUCCAUAGGCAAACUGCACAAUCUUCAAGUGAUCAGAGCUGGUGGGAACAAGAACUUAGAAGGCCCUCUGCCUCACGAGAUUGGAAACUGCAACAAUUUGUUCAUGCUGGGAUUAGCAGAAACAAGCAUAUCAGGCUCCCUCCCUUCAACCCUUGGCCUCUUAAAAAAACUCGAAACACUCGCAAUCUACACAGCCUUGCUCUCGGGCCCGAUCCCCCCUGAACUAGGAGACUGCUCCGAGCUCCGGGAUAUCUAUUUGUAUGAGAACUCGAUAACGGGAUCGGUCCCGAGCCAAUUGGGCAACAUAAACAACCUUCAAAACCUUCUCCUGUGGCAGAACAACUUGGUUGGGGUCAUACCUCCAGAGCUCGGCAACUGCCGCAAGCUGCAAGUCAUCGACAUCUCCAUGAACUUAUUGACCGGAAGCAUACCGCAGUCUUUCGGAAACUUGACUUCGCUUCAAGAACUCCAGCUGAGCGUUAAUCAAAUAUCGGGCGAGAUUCCGGCGCAACUCGGAAACUGCCGAAAACUCACUCACAUUGAGCUCGAUAAUAAUCAGAUCACCGGUUCGAUACCCGCCGAGUUCGGGAACUUAUCCAAUCUCACUCUGCUCUUCUUGUGGCAUAACAAGCUCGAAGGAACCGUUCCGUCGUCGAUUUCUAACUGUCUGAAUCUAGAGGCAGUUGAUUUGUCGCAGAACAGUUUGAAUGGUCCAGUUCCCGAAGGGCUCUUCAAUAUACAAAAGCUCACGAAGCUUCUGCUCCUAUCGAACAACUUCUCUGGCGAAAUACCGCCAGAGAUUGGAAACUGCUCGUCGUUGAUUCGAUUUCGGGCUAGCGGCAACAAGCUCACGGGAGCGAUCCCGCCGCAAAUCGGGAACUUGAGGAACUUGAAUUUCUUGGAUCUUGGAUCGAAUCGGCUCACCCGAACUAUACCGGAGGAUAUCUCCGGCUGCCGGAAUCUGACAUUUCUCGACCUGCAUUCCAAUUCGAUUGGGGGAAAUUUUCCCGGAAGUUUUGAUCAGCUCGUGUCUCUCCAAUUCGUUGAUUUCUCGGAUAAUUUGAUCGAGGGGACGUUGAGUGCGGGACUCGGAUCGCUGAGUUCACUCACCAAACUCGUUUUGGGGAAGAACCAGUUUACAGGUGCGAUUCCGAGUGAACUCGGUUCGUGCCCGAAGCUACAGUUACUGGACCUGAGCGGGAACGACCUCACAGGGAAUAUUCCGGCAAGCUUGGGCAAGAUUCCGGCGCUCGAAAUCGCUCUGAACCUGAGCUGGAACCAACUCUCCGGCGAUAUACCGAAGGAGUUCGCCGACUUGGACAAGCUCGGGAUUCUAGACGUCUCUCACAACCAGCUCACCGGCGACCUCCAAUUUCUCGCAGCCAUGCAGAAUCUCGUGGUCCUCAACGUCUCGCACAACAACUUCUCGGGGCGCGUCCCGGACACGCCCUUCUUCGCGAAGCUUCCCCUGAGCGUCUUGUCCGGCAACCCCUCGCUCUGCUUCUCCGGCAACAGCCAGUGCGCGGAGAACAGCAACAAUACGGGCGGUGGGUCCCGCAGGCGCAGUGUAGCAGCCCGCGUGGCCAUGGUGGUGCUACUGUGCACCGCGUGCGCACUCUUCUUAGCGGCCUUCUACAUCAUCCUUGGAGCUAAGAGGAGGGGCCCACCGGGCCUUUUCGGCGGAUCCCACUCGCCCGACCCGGAGGACGACAGCGAGGUCGACGUGGGCCCGCCGUGGGAGGUGACGCUGUACCAGAAGCUCGAACUGUCGAUUGUUGACGUGGCGCGAAGUUUAACCCCUUGCAACGUCAUAGGGCGGGGCCGAUCCGGCGUCGUUUAUCAAGUCACCAUCCCCUCGGGUCCUUCUCUCGCGGUAAAAAGGUUCCGUACGUCAGAGAAAUACUCAGCGUCCGCGUUUUCCUCGGAGAUUGCCACGCUGGCAAGAAUACGACACCGUAACAUCGUACGGUUACUAGGUUGGGGCGCGAACAGGAGGACGAAGUUACUGUUCUACGACUAUUUGGCUAACGGUAAUUUGGGUUCGUUAUUGCACGAGGGGUGCGCGGGAUUAGUGGAGUGGGACAGCCGGUUCAGGAUAGCGCUGGGCGUGGCGGAGGGAUUGGCGUAUUUGCACCACGAUUGCCAGCCGGCUAUCUUGCACCGGGACGUGAAGGUCCAGAACAUUUUGCUAGGGGAUCGAUACGAGGCCGUUUUGGCGGACUUUGGGCUCGCUAGGUUGGUUGAGGAGGACGAUCAGAACGGUCCCUUUUCAGCCAAUCCCCAAUUUGCUGGGUCGUACGGCUACAUUGCGCCUGAAUAUGCUUGCAUGCUAAAAAUUACUGCAAAAAGCGAUGUCUAUAGCUAUGGGGUGGUGCUUUUGGAGAUCAUAACUGGGAAAAAGCCUGUAGACCCAUCGUUCACAGAUGGCCAACAUGUGAUUCAGUGGGUUCGAGACCACCUCAAGGGCAAGAAGGACCCAGUGGAGAUUCUUGAUCCUAAGCUUCAAGGCUACCCGGACACUCAGAUACAAGAAAUGCUCCAAGCUCUUGGAAUCUCUCUCCUCUGUACCAGCAACAGGGCAGAGGAUCGCCCAACAAUGAAGGAUGUGGCAGCAUUGCUAAGAGAGAUUCGACACGAUCAGCCCCCGGUUGGAGGCGAGGCCCAUAAGCCAGCGAGCAAUGCCUUGAAAAAUUCAUCCUCUUCAGUCACACCAGCUCAAUUGCUUCAACUGCAAGGCUCUUCUCCUUGCUCACUUGCUUACUCAUCUGCUUCAGCUGGUUAUCUGUCAGGAACCCAAUAACAAUGUCAUAAUGUUAGGAUUAGGAGUGAUAUUAUUAAUUAUUAUUAUUAUUUGUAGGAUUAGGGUAGCAAAGCAAGAGUAGUAAUAUGGUAAACUGAUAGCACAAGUUGAUCGGCAUAUUGAUUGUACAGCAACUUGAUGACAUUAUUGUACUUAUAGUGAUGAGUAAUAUGAAUGAGGCCAUUUCUUGAA
Molecule: messenger RNA, 3984 nt
Organism: Prunus mume (Japanese apricot)
Lineage: Eukaryota; Viridiplantae; Streptophyta; Magnoliopsida; Rosales; Rosaceae
Biological process (GO): protein phosphorylation
Molecular function (GO): protein kinase activity; protein binding; ATP binding
Source: RefSeq, a predicted model, not a curated record